AUACGUCAAAACAAGCGUAAUAAUAAAUAUAGUGAAUAGGUAUUUUAAUAUCUUUAAAUUUUGUCAAAAUGGCAAAAUUUUGUUUAAAAGAUAGUGAAAAAUAUUACCUCACACUUUCGGAACGACCUAAAAGAUUCCACGCUGAUAGCCCUGUAACUAACGUGUUCUUUGACGACACCAAUGGACAAGUAUUCACAGUUAGAUCAGGCGGAGUAACUGGAGUCACGGUCAAUGGCAUGGACGACUCUAAAUGCACAUCAUUUAGAAUGGAAGACAAAGGUCCCAUCAUCUCUAUAAAAUUUUCUCCAGAUCAUAAAGUUCUAGCAAUACAGAGGAAUCUUGAAGGUCAAAAUGCCACAGUCGAGUUUGCCAACUUCAAGGAUCUCAUGCCAACAAACGUUGAAUACUGUCAUAUAUGUAAAUGGAAAAACGCGAAAAUAUUAGGUUUUGUGUGGCCCAAAGCCAACGAAAUAGCUUUUAUAACAGACCAUGGCAUAGAAUUGUCACAAGUACUGCCAGAAAAGAAACAAUUGAAGACAUUAAAGAGCACUUCGUUCAGCGCUGCCUGGUUUUCUUGGUGUCCACAGAGCAAUAUAAUAUUAUUGGCCGGCAACAAUGGAAUUCUGCUUCAACCUUUCUCUCUGAACAACUCUACUAUAACAAAGCUACAGAAAUUGGAAGUGGAGUCUUCUCGGCCGGUUAUGGAGCGUGAUGUGUUUGUGUUACGUCUCUGUGGUGCCGCUUGGUGUGCACUCUUCAAACACGGACCUGUCUCCAACACCACAUCCAGUCCUGGACCCACUGAGGUAUGGUUGGUCCCCAUAUCUGGUGGAGGAGCCGUCCAGCACGUCCUCAAGACGGGGCUGGUGGGGAGGUUCGCUGUCAGUGUGAUCGAUGACUUAGUGGUCAUUCAUCACCAGUCCAGUCAGACCUCACUCAUAUUCGACAUAAUGGAAGAAGCGAAGCCAGAAAACAACACAGUAGUCCACAAACCUAUAGUACAGGGUAUAUCAAUGAGACCAGCUGUUGUUGAUGAACAGACCUGUCCGAUGUACUCCGGUAACUGGGUGGUGUUUCAACCACAUUAUGUGAUCGAUGCCAGGCUCGGCUGUCUGUGGAGGCUGGAGCUCAACCUAGCUGGCCUGGCGCAUGAGGUUCCAAAGGAGGAUAUCUCCAACAUAGUCGGUGUUCUGUUGAGAAGGAACAACAGCAAGGAAACCAUCUACAGGAUCCUGAACCAGCUCGUGGAACACGCUGGGACCUACCUCAUGGAACUCACUCACUGCUUUGAUGAGAUCAACGCUGUCUAUAGACGAUGGGCGGAUUUGGAGGUGGCUCGCAACACGGCAGGCUGCCCGCCACCCGCCCAGGGACACUUCCCCGCCCUCGUGUCGCAGGCUGACAUGUGCACACACGUCCUGUACAAACACUCCCACACACUACUAGUGCAGGUGGUGACGGCAUACUUGUCGUCUCUGUCCCGUUACGAGCUGGUGGUGCAGCACGCGGUGUGCGAGCUGGUGGUGCGGUCGCUGGUGAGGGCUGGCGAGGGCGGGCGGCUGCGGGCGCUGGUGAGGCGCGGCGCCCUACAGGACGGGCGACCGCUCGCCUGCCAACUGCUCAGCCUGGGACACUUGGACCCCGCCGCCGCGCAAGUGGCGCUCGACAUGAUGUGGAGGCUGAGGGCUUAUGGGGAGAUAGUGGAGGUGCUGCUGAGUCGUGAGGAGCCGGUGAGCGCCGCUGGUGCCGCUCGCCAGGCCGGCGCCUGGGGUUCGCUGGCGGCGAGGAAACUGCUGUCCGCGGCCCAGCAGCACUCGCGGCCCGAAACAUUCCUCGCCAUAUACCACGCACUGAGAACCCGCAACGAAAGACUGAGAGGAACACCGGACUUCCUCACUGAGGAACAAUGCGGAGCUUACAUCGAGUACUACAAACAACUCAUGUCCGAGUCUUGAGUUUUGAAACUAUUAAAUGCUAUCCAAACGUCAUAUUGAUGACAUGGUUGUAGUAAAAUAAAGAUAUGUACUAUAUAUAAAGUUAAAUUAAGCUAAAUAGUACUAAUAAAGUUAACCUGUGACGGAAUAUGUUAUGAAAUCUGUGAUCUUUAUUGUUAAUACGUUUUAGUGACAGCAGAUUUAUGUAUAAUUUACGUUAUUUUAAUAAACUAUCCGAAUAAUCA
This is a messenger RNA of Danaus plexippus (monarch butterfly), 2179 nucleotides long. RefSeq names its product regulator of MON1-CCZ1 complex (gene Bulli). The record is from RefSeq and is a predicted model, not a curated record. Gene Ontology annotation, molecular function: protein binding. Bases 69 to 1955 code for a protein of 628 amino acids. Lineage: Eukaryota; Metazoa; Arthropoda; Insecta; Lepidoptera; Nymphalidae. Gene Ontology annotation, biological process: regulation of autophagy. Gene Ontology annotation, cellular component: Mon1-Ccz1 complex; lysosomal membrane; late endosome membrane. The transcript is spliced from 12 exons.